Molecule: messenger RNA, 237 nt
Organism: Cylicocyclus nassatus
Lineage: Eukaryota; Metazoa; Nematoda; Chromadorea; Rhabditida; Strongylidae
Source: the annotation of a GenBank genome assembly
AUGUUCGCCAAAGAAGGAAAUAACGCCGCUGCUCGUCAGGCCUCUUGGGAAACCGAACUUAUGGCCCGUGAAUUGGCUAGAGAAGCCGUUAGAAAUGUUUACUCCCCAAGAUCUCGAAUGGUGAGGGACUUGCAGAGGAUGCAUGAACUAGUCCCCACGGCACUGGAAAUGCACCGGACCAAGGUCCGAGCCCUUCAUCCAGAAGAAGAAGAAAAGAUGCUCUACCAUUUCCUCUAA